CGGUGUGGGGCUGCAAUUCCGGGAAAAGCGAGGAAAGAUACCGUCUGCAAUUAUGCCGCACCCCCCACCCACCUCUUAGCAUCUGUAUUCUGCUCUCUGGGGGCCGAGGACCCUCCCUACCACAAUUCUGUUACUCUCCAGCACUCUCACCACCUCCCCUGCUUCGUCGGCCAUCUGACUCUCUUAUGGGAUCCGCACGGUGAAGGACUGCUAGUCUCGGAUGGAAAGUAGCCACCAGUGCAACUCGGGUCGCCCCCACUAUUACUUCGGGGGAGUGGCCACAGCUGGUCUUAUCUGGUGGUGAGUGGCUGUCAUGAUCUCUACAGCACCGCUCUACAGCGGCGUGCACAACUGGACCAGUUCUGACCGGAUUCGCAUGUGUGGCAUCAACGAGGAGAGAAGAGCACCUCUUUCUGAUGAGGAGUGCACGACAGGUGACUGCCAGCACUUUGGAUCUCAGGAGUUUUGUGUCAGCAGCAGUUUUUCCAAGGUGGAGCUCACAGCAGUUGGAAGUGGCAGCAAUGCCCGGGGGGCAGACUCAGAUGGCAAUGCGACAGAAAAACUUGGGCCCAAGUCGGAAGAGCAGCCUGAUGACCCCCAGCCGAAAAUGGACUAUGCUGGGAACGCAGCAGAGGCCGAGGGCCUCCUGGUGCCACUGAGCAGUGCAGGAGACGGGCUCAAGCUGCCCACGUGUGAUAGCGCUGAGGCUGGCGAGAGCAGGGCUGACUGCUCCUGGACUGCCCUCAGCACCCAAAUGAGCAAGCAGGUGGACUGCUCGCCGGCCGGGGCAAAGACUCUGGACUCUCGCCACGGUGUCGGGGACAAGAACACUUUCAUCUUGGCAACUCUGGGAACUGGAGUCCCCGUGGAGGGGACCCUGCCUCUGGUUACCACUAACUUUACUUCGCUGCCCGCCCCCAUCUGUCCGCCUGCUGCCGGGUCAGCGUCCGCGCCCGCAUCCGCUCCAGAUUCAUUCCAGGUGCCCCUCUCCGUCCCGGCCUCGGUGCCCCAUUCUGGGCUGGUUCCAGUCCAAGUUGCCACUUCAGUUUCAGCUCCCUCUCCCCCCUUAGCACCCGUCCCGGCUCUGGCUUCGGCACCACCCUCAGUGCCCACGCUCAUCUCUGAUUCGAGCCCCCUUUCUGUUUCAGCCUCCGUCUUGGUGCCCGUGCCAGCUUCUGCACCCCCCUCGGGCUCGAUUCCCCUGUCGGCUGCAGCUGCUACUGCCCUCUCUGUCCCAGUUUCGGCGCCUCCCUUGGCACUGAUCCAGGCCCCUGUGCCCCCUUCAGCUCCUACGUUGGUUCUCACUCCUGUCCCCACUCCUGUUCUGGCUCCCAUGCCGGCGUCCACACCUCCCGCAGCUCCCGCUCCUCCGUCUGUGCCGAUGCCCACCCCGACCCCAUCCUCCGGGCCGCCUUCUACCCCCACCCUCAUCCCUGCCUUUGCUCCUACGCCGGUGCCUGCCCCCACCCCGGCCCCAAUCUUUACUCCAGCCCCCACACCCAUGCCGGCUGCCACACCAACUGCCAUUCCCACCUCGGCACCCAUCCCGGCCUCCUUCAGUUUGAGUCGGGUGUGCUUUCCCGCAGCUCAGGCACCAGCUAUGCAAAAAGUCCCCCUGUCCUUUCAGCCGGGGACAGUGCUGACCCCAAGCCAGCCACUGGUCUAUAUCCCCCCUCCGAGCUGUGGACAGCCACUCAGUGUAGCCACACUGCCAACCACCCUGGGGGUCUCUUCCACUCUUACGCUCCCAGUCCUGCCAUCCUACCUGCAGGACAGGUGUCUCCCAGGGGUGCUGGCCUCCCCAGAGCUCCGGUGUUACCCGUAUGCGUUCUCCGUGGCCCGGCCUCUGACUUCAGAUUCCAAGCUGGUUUCCCUGGAGGUGAGCAGGCUGCCCUGCACCUCCCCGUCCAGCAGUAUCGCCACCCAGACUGCGCCCGACGGGGUCCCUGGGCCUUUGGCAGAUACCUCCCUCACCACUGCUUCUGCCAAGGUGCUUCCAAACCCGCAGCCUUUGCUGCCGCCCCCCAGCGGGAGCGCAGCCCCGCUGCAUCCCACCAAGCUGCCGGGUGGUGCUGAGCAGCAAACAGAAGGGACAUCCGUGACCUUCUCGCCCCUCAAGUCGCCGCCACAACUGGAGCGAGAGAUGGCCUCUCCAUCUGAGUGCAGCGAGAUGCCCCUCGACCUUUCCUCCAAGUCCAACCGCCAGAAGCUUCCAUUGCCGAACCAGCGCAAGACGCCCCCCAUGCCCGUGUUGACCCCUGUGCACACCAGCAGCAAGGCCCUCCUCUCCACGGUCCUCUCCAGGUCUCAGCGCACAACCCAGGCUGCUGGCAGCAAUGUCACCUCCUGCCUGGGCUCGACCUCCUCCCCCUUUGUCAUAUUUCCUGAGAUCGUGAGGAAUGGAGACCCGAGCACCUGGGUGAAAAACUCCACCGCGCUGAUCAGCACCAUUCCUGGCACCUAUGUGGGAGUGGCCAACCCAGUGCCUGCAUCUCUGCUGCUGAACAAAGACCCCAACCUGGGCCUCACCCGAGACCCCCGCCAUCUCCCCAAGCAGGAACCCAUCUCCAUCAUCGACCAAGGAGAGCCCAAGAGCGCCAGCGCCGCAUGCGGCAAGAAGGGCAGCCAGGCUGGUGCCGAGGGACAGCCAAGCACAGUCAAAACCCGCUUCACCCCGGCGCGCAUUGCCCCGGGGCUGCCAGGAUGCCAAACCAAGGAGCUCUCUCUGUGGAAGCCCACGGGGCCGGCCAAUAUUUAUCCACGGUGUUCAGUCAACGGGAAACCCACCAGCACCCAGGUCCUGCCUGUUGGCUGGUCACCAUACCACCAAGCGUCUCUGCUUUCCAUUGGCAUUUCCAGUGCUGGGCAGCUGGCUCCUGGCCAGGGGGUGCCCAUCAGACCCACCAGCGUGGUUUCGGAGUUUUCCGGUGUGCCGCCCGUGGGCUCCGGAGAAGCCGUGCACGGACUUCCUGACGGGCAGCCCCGGCCCGGGGGCCCUUUCACUCCAGAGCAGGACGCUGUCACAAAGAGCAAAACUUGCCGGAUUGCUGCCAAGCCUUACGAAGACCAAGUCAGCCCUGUCCUCUUGACUCUCAGCCCUCAGACAGGGACCCUGGCACUGUCUGUUCAGCCUAGCAGUGGGGACAUGAGGGUGAAUCAGGGGCCCGAGGAAUCAGAGAGUCACCUCUGCCCUGACAGCACUCCUAAGAUGGAGGGCCCCCAGGGUGCUUGUGGCCUGAAACUGGCAGGAGACACAAAGCCUAAGAACCAAGUGCUGGCCACCUACAUGUCCCAUGAGCUGGUCCUGGCCACCCCUCAGAACCUGCGCAACAUGCCUGAGCUGCCUUUGCUACCUCAUGACAGCCACCCCCAGGAACUCAUCUUGGACGUGGUUCCGAGCAGCAAGAGGGGCUCCAGCUCGGAGCUUUCCCAGCUUGGGAACCAGGUGGAUCUAGGGCGGGUGAAAACGGAGAAGGUAGAUGGUGAUGUGGUCUUCAAUUUAGCUCCCUGCUUCCGGGCCGACGGCCUCCCAGCUGCUCCCCCGCGGGGCCAGGCGGAAGGGAGGCCCAAGGCCGGGCAGGCUCGUGUGAAACGGGAAAGCAUGGGGGUUGUUGCUUGCAAGAACAAGUGGCAGCCCGAAGACGGGCCAGAAUCUGUGCCUCCCAAGAAGAAAUGUGGUAAAGAGAAGGAAGGUGAAGAGCAGCAGCAGCCGCAGGCUAAGCCCGGAGUCCGGAGUUCCGUUGGACCCAAGUGCCGGAAGCCGUCCAGUGACCCCCAGGAACUCACCAAGAAAAGCCCCAGGGGGUCUUCAGAUUCAGGAAAAGAGCACAACGGAGUCAGGGGAAAGCACAAGCAUCGGAAGCCAACGAAGCCGGAGUCCCAGUCCCCAGGAAAGCGAACCGACGGUCAUGAGGAAGGCUCCAUGGAAAAGAAAGCAAAGAGCAGUUUCCGUGACUUCAUCCCCGUGGUUCUGAGUACCCGGACGCGCAGUCAGUCUGGAAGCAUCUGCAGCUCCUUUGCUGGGAUGGCAGACAGCGACAUGGGAAGUCAGGAAGUCUUCCCCACCGAAGAGGAGGAGGAGGUAGCCCCCACGCCAGCCAAGCGGCGAAAGGUGAGAAAGACCCAGCGGGACACCCAGUAUCGUAGCCAUCAUGCCCAGGACAAGACCUUGCUGAGCCAGGGCCGCAGGCACCUGUGGCGAGCCCGAGAGAUGCCCUGGAGGACAGAGGCUGCCCGGCAAAUGUGGGACACCAAUGAAGAAGAGGAGGAAGAAGAGGAGGAGGGCCUGGUGAAGAGGAAGAAACGGAGACGGCAGAAGAACCGGAAAUAUCAGACUGGGGAGUACCUGACCGAACAAGAAGAAGAGCAGCAGCGGAAGGGGAGAGCAGAUUUAAAGGCCCGUAAGCAGAAGACUUCCUCCCAAAGUUCGGAGCACUGUCUCAGGAACAGGAACCUUCUCUUGCCCACCAAAACCCAGGGGAUCUCGGAUUCACCAAAUGGUUUCCUCCCAAAUAAUCUGGAGGAGCCAGCCUGCCUUGAAAACUCUGAAAAGCCAUCAGGAAAACGGAAGUGCAAGACCAAGCACAUGGCAAACGUCUCAGAAGAGACAAAGGGCAAAGGUCGUUGGAGCCAGCAGAAGACCCGCUCUCCCAAGUCUCCCACCUCAGCGAAACCCACAGAACCAUGCACACCCUCCAAGUGCCGAAGUGCCGGCCCAGAGGAGGCCUCAGAGUCACCCACAGCCCGACAGAUCCCCCCAGAGGCCCGGCGGCUCAUAGUGAACAAAAAUGCCGGCGAGACCCUCCUGCAGCGGGCAGCACGUCUCGGCUAUAAGGACGUGGUCAUGUACUGCCUCCAGAAAGACAGCGAGGACGUGAACCACCGCGAUAACGCGGGCUACACCGCCCUGCACGAGGCCUGUUCCCGGGGCUGGACCGACAUUCUGAACAUCCUACUGGAGCAUGGCGCCAACGUGAACUGCAGCGCACAGGACGGCACCAGGCCAGUUCAUGAUGCAGUGGUCAACGACAACCUGGAGACCAUCUGGCUCCUGCUGUCCUAUGGGGCUGAUCCCACACUGGCCACCUACUCGGGUCAGACGGCCAUGAAGCUGGCCAGCAGUGACACCAUGAAGCGCUUCCUCAGUGAUCACCUCUCAGAUCUUCAGGGCCGGGCCGAGGGGGAUCCUGGUGUCUCCUGGGAUUUUUACAGCAGCUCCGUGUUGGAGAAAAAAGAUGGGUUUGCGUGUGACCUCCUCCGUAAUCCUCCUGGGAAUGCUGAGCAAGAAGGAAAUGAUGGGGAAGAGGACGACUUCAUGUUUGAACUCUCAGACAAGCCUCUUCUCCCUUGCUACAACCUCCAAGUGUCAGUAUCCCGCGGGCCCUGCAACUGGUUCCUCUUUACGGACGUCCUGAAGAGGCUGAAGCUCUCCUCAAGGAUCUUUCAGGCCCGAUUCCCGCACUUUGAAAUCACCACCUUGCCCAAGGCUGAGUUCUUCAGGCAGGUGGCCUCCAGUCAGCUGCUGAGCCCCGCCGAGCGGCCCGCGGGCAUGGACGACAGAUCCCCCCCAGGCGCCUCGGAGACUGUGGAGCUGGUGCGCUAUGAGCCAGACCUGCUCAGGCUCCUGGGCUCUGAGGUGGAAUUCCAGUCUUGGAGCAGCUGACCAGGGAACCAGCCCCAGCCCUUUUCUUCUUUCUCCUCCCAAGUUCACCCUCCCCCCACCUCCCAUGUCUUUCCCCCCACCGAGCACCAGACUGCAGAAUGAGGCAAUAAUACGGACCAACAAGAAGCCGCCUUAUUAAUGCCAGCAUUAGUGACUGGAUCUGUUUGUUUGUUUUUGGGUUCCAAUUAGUUCUCAUCUCCCUGUCAUUGUUGUUGUGGUUGGUGAUGGGGGUGGAAAGUUGAACUCCGCGUCUGAGGACAGGAGGAGGUCCCGGGGAUGGGGGUGGGGUGGGAGGUGGCGCCAGGGUCCUUUGGACUGGCCUCCUUGUGUGUGACGCGGGGCCUGAGGAGAAAUGAGAAAAGCCCAAAAUCUCUGAGCGCCCUCCCCUCCCCCCAUCGCCCUGCGCUCUUCUGUCUUCCAUAGUAUUUAUUUUAUUAGUAUUUAAUUUGUAUUGUUUCCUUGGUUUCUGAUAAGUCUGUAUCACUGUGACGAUUUGAGACAACUUUGUUGUAUUGAGGGAUGUUCUUGACCUUUUCUUUCUCGAUAAGCUCCGGGGCUGCUCCCUCCCUCUGACCCAAGUUAGUCCCAGGUCGGUCCCCCCCCCCGACCCCCUGCGGGGGUGACACGUGGUGGGGGGACUUCAGCUGGGUCUGAUGCAGCUGGGGGUACAUGCCGAGGCUUUGGUGCUCCCCUCUCCCCCCGGGUUCUCCUCCUGCUCACCCCUGUCCUUUGCAGCAGCCCGGCUGUCUCCCUGUGGCAGUGAGGAGCCUGGAGGGUGGGUCCGAGGGGUCCCAGUACCGCCGCCUCACUUUCUUCACUGCUCCCCUCAGAGUGCACAAUGAGGGCUUCUUCCUGCACCCUUCCUGUGACCGCCCCCCCAUACGGAGCCUCGCACCUCCCAGCCCUCUUGCCCCGUCUCUACCCCUUCCCACACCCCUGGUACCCCUUUCCCCUCUCUCCUCCCUCCUCUUUUCUCCCGCUUCCCCCAGAUUCCCCCUGGCAUCUGCACAGAUGUGAGAUCCAGGAUCAGCUGUCUCCCAGGCAAGAGCCCAAGACUGGCAUCCAGUCCGCGCCCCGCUCCUUCCCGGGGGCUGGGCUGAGCGGGUGGACCCCGCCAGGCUCUCCCGCUGGGCUCUGGGCCUCCAGUGCUGGGUUUAUACGGGAGAGGGAGAGAGAAGAGCCAAGGAUCCAGGAUCACUUCCCUGCCCCCCCCCCCAUGGCGUGGCGCUGUCUUUCCCGCUGUCGUCCUUAUUUUUCUACCAAUGGCUAUUUUUCCGAACAAUCCUUGUAGAGAGUUUGUACCAUUCAAAGGCGGGAGGGCCUUGCAGUGGCUGGCCCUGGUUGGAGAUGGUACAGUUUUAUUGUACAGGUGCUAAAACAACAACAACAAAAGAAAACGGAAAAACAAAACAAAACAAAAAGACAAAAAAAGGAAAAAAAAAAAAGCCAGUUUGAGGAUGGGACAAUCUGUUCUCUGGAGGCUCCGAACCCAUGCCGGAGCGUUGGUGGUUAUUUUCUUUGUAUUGUGUCUGUUCCCCAGGGGAAGUUCUGGGCCCCCCUCUGUAGGACUGCUCCCCACCCCCUCCAUACUGCCCAGUUGGUUUUGAACAAUUGUUUUCCCUUUAAAAAAAAAACAAAAUAUAUAUAUAUAUAUAUAUAUAUAUAAAGUUGAGGGGUUUUGAAUUUUAAUUUUUGAUUUUGUUGAGGUUGCCAGUAUUGUGUGGUUUAUGUUUUAUGUUUGCCUUUACCUUUUUUUUUUCAUUUUGCAUUUGGGUGUGAUUUCUGGCUGCCUGUUUUGUUUCAUUUGAAGCAAAUGGUUGUGGAGUCAAAAACACUUGCAUACUGAAAAAACCUGU
Messenger RNA from Lepus europaeus (European hare), 7518 nucleotides. It is a transcript of the gene BCORL1, whose product is annotated as BCL6 corepressor like 1. Gene Ontology annotation, molecular function: protein binding; transcription corepressor activity. The record is from RefSeq and is a predicted model, not a curated record. Gene Ontology annotation, cellular component: nucleus. NCBI's taxonomy places the organism in Eukaryota, Metazoa, Chordata, Mammalia, Lagomorpha, Leporidae. Gene Ontology annotation, biological process: negative regulation of transcription by RNA polymerase II. Bases 314 to 5662 code for a protein of 1782 amino acids. The transcript has 15 exons.